Messenger RNA from Malassezia globosa CBS 7966, 324 nucleotides. RefSeq lists its product as uncharacterized. Lineage: Eukaryota; Fungi; Basidiomycota; Malasseziomycetes; Malasseziales; Malasseziaceae. Gene Ontology annotation, biological process: late endosome to vacuole transport; endosome transport via multivesicular body sorting pathway; protein transport. Gene Ontology annotation, cellular component: multivesicular body; ESCRT III complex. The coding region runs from base 1 to 324 and encodes 107 amino acids. The record is from RefSeq and is a predicted model, not a curated record. The transcript has a single exon.
AUGAUGCAAUCUAUAUCCCGCUUCUUCUAUGGGCCAGGCAAAGAGGAGCGCGUGAGAGAAGUACAACGUCGGCUCCGACAAGAGCAGCGAUCCCUGGAUCGAGAAAUUCGGCAAAUCGAUCAGGCCGUGAUGAAGGUCAAGGCCGACGUGAAGCGACUUGCACGAAAAGGGGACGUGCGCAAUGCCACGGUUCUUGCCAAAGAAGUUGUGCGCUCAACCAAACACAGGACACGACUCGUCACCAGUAAGUCGCAACUGAACAGUAUAUCACUGCAAUUACAACAACAACUAUGUACGUAUCCAGGUGCAUGUGCGCGCAAAUAA